Trichomycterus rosablanca is the source of this 576-nucleotide messenger RNA. RefSeq names its product transcription factor 21 (gene msc). Gene Ontology annotation, biological process: regulation of transcription by RNA polymerase II; developmental process. Bases 44 to 511 code for a protein of 155 amino acids. Gene Ontology annotation, molecular function: DNA-binding transcription factor activity, RNA polymerase II-specific; RNA polymerase II transcription regulatory region sequence-specific DNA binding; protein dimerization activity. The transcript has 2 exons. The record is from RefSeq and is a predicted model, not a curated record. Lineage: Eukaryota; Metazoa; Chordata; Actinopteri; Siluriformes; Trichomycteridae.
UAUCAUUACAUAAUAAUAAGAGAGUAAUAACAGAGUAAUCGGAAUGUCCACCGGGUCUCUGAGUGAUGCCGAUGACACUCAGGAAACGCUCCUCACUCGUCUCGACUCUCCCUCUGAAGACGACUUCAGUAACGAGGAUGGAUUUAAUUCCAAACCCAAACGAUCGACGGGCCGGAACUGUGCCAGGAGCCCAAAAAAUGGCCGACAGUCACAGCGCCAUGCCGCUAACGCUCGUGAGAGAGGGAGGAUGAGGGUUCUAGCUAAAGCGUUCUCACGUCUGAAAACCAGUUUACCGUGGGUCCCCGCCGAUACCAAACUGUCCAAACUGGACACACUGAGACUGGCGUCCAGCUACAUUAACCACCUGAGAGAGCUACUGCACGAGGACACGUACGAAAAAAACGUUGUGCAUCCACACCCGCUAAAUCUGUCGUGGCCGUUUGUGGUUACAGGAAAAGCUGAUGAGAAUAAAGACGUUUCACCGUUCAGACUGUGUGGAGCUUCAGCAUAAACAUUCACCUUCCGUCCAGUUACUUCAUCUUUUAUUACAUUAUGGCUCAUUUUUACAGCCAAAGA